Molecule: messenger RNA, 1155 nt
Organism: Drechmeria coniospora
Lineage: Eukaryota; Fungi; Ascomycota; Sordariomycetes; Hypocreales; Ophiocordycipitaceae
Product: taurine catabolism dioxygenase TauD
Exons: 5
Coding region: 1-1155 (384 amino acids)
Molecular function (GO): oxidoreductase activity
Source: RefSeq, a predicted model, not a curated record
AUGCCCGAGCUACCGACACCAAGAUCACUAUCAGGGCCUCUCGUAUGGUCUGAACAGAGCCUCAGGAACAAGGACGAAGAGCUCUACAAGUUGAAACUCACCUCCAAUGAGAUUUCCGAUAUAAAUACAUCCCUAGAACAUUUCAAGGCUCUUGAACUCGACUUGGACCAAGUUUCCCCCGCCACCUUUCCCCUUGGAGGCCUUGCACGCCAGCUUCAGAAUGUCGCCCAGUCAGUUCACGGUGGCCUCGGAUUCACUGUCAUCCAAGGCCUGGAUAUGGCCCAGUAUUCCAUCAAGGACAGCGUCAUUAUCUUCCUAGGGAUCGCUAGUCAUAUCGCCGACAAGAGGGGAUAUCAGGACACAAAGGGGAACAUUUUGGCCCACAUCACCAACUCGAAACUUUGGAAUGUUCCCAUGGAGAAACGUCAUGGGAUUCACUCCAACAAAGCGCUCCCGCCAGACAGCUCAAGUCUCCCAUGCCACCAGCCUUUCCACAACGACAUGGGUUGUGACAUCCUAGCCCUGCAAGCUCGCCACGGUACAUGUGCUGGUGGCUGCAUAUGUCUGAGUUCCGCUUGGACUGCGUAUAACAGGCUUCUUGAUGAUGAGCCUGACGUCCUACAGACACUUCUGGCCCCCAACUGGCCCGUUCAGAUAUCGGGUCACCACAGUCGGUAUUAUCUGGCCCCGGCAUUGGCCAUGCACGGGGGUAAGCUGAUGACAAGCCUGGACCCCAACCGCUUCGGGCGCCAUGCCGCAAGUACCCAUGCAGACAUUCCGGAUUUGACAACGGGACAAAGGCAUGCGCUCGAGAGGUUAUUCGACGUGGCCAUGCAGGCCGAGGUGCGAUUGAAGCUCGAGACUGGCAGCUUUCUGUUUCUCAACAACUGGGCCAUCCUUCAUCGCCGUGACGCCUACGAGGAUGACGAAAGCACAUCUCGCCACAUGGUUCGACUCUGGCUGCGAAACAGCCAAUUGGGCUGGGCCAUCCCGACCCGAAUGCUCCCACCAUGGUUGGCAGCGUACGGGGACGGCCUGCAGAGGGCCUCUCCGAUCUAUGCACUUCACCCCUUGACCACCUAUAUCGCUCCAAAGUAUUCUGCAGGGUCGGCUGCAUUUGUUAUGGAAGACUCUGACGAGUCAGAUGGCGAGUGA